Molecule: messenger RNA, 747 nt
Organism: Linderina pennispora
Lineage: Eukaryota; Fungi; Kickxellomycota; Kickxellomycetes; Kickxellales; Kickxellaceae
Product: Nep1-domain-containing protein
Exons: 1
Coding region: 1-747 (248 amino acids)
Biological process (GO): rRNA base methylation
Cellular component (GO): small-subunit processome; nucleolus
Molecular function (GO): rRNA (pseudouridine) methyltransferase activity; rRNA binding
Source: RefSeq, a predicted model, not a curated record
AUGAUCGAGUUCCACAACUUCCGCAACGCUAACCACAAGCAGGCAUCGAACAUGGUUCCAGUGGCGCCGAAGGUUCCCAAGACGCUGGAAGAAAAGAACGAGACGUCGCGUCUUAUUGUGGUGCUGGAGGCAGCUUCGCUAGAGACAUACAAGGUGGGCAAGAGCGCAAACGCCAAAUAUCAGCUGCUGAACUGCGACGACCACCAGGGAAUUCUGGCUCGGAUGGGUCGGGACAUUGCCGAGUCGCGGCCCGACAUUACGCACCAGUGCCUUUUGACUCUGCUGGACAGCCCUCUGAACAAAACGGGUCGGCUGCAGGUGUAUAUUCACACGUCGUCUGACGUGCUCAUUGAGAUCAACCCGCAGGUGCGCAUUCCGCGUACGUUCAAGCGGUUCUCUGGUCUGAUGGUGCAGCUUCUGCACAAGCUGUCAAUCCGGGCGGUGAAUGGGCAUGAUAAGCUGCUCAAGGUGAUCAAGAACCCAGUGUCACAGUACUUCCCCCCGGGUGCGCUCAAAAUGACGUUCUCGUACGAUGCACCGACCGUGCAUCUGCAGACAUGGCUGCGCCGGAAGCUGAAGUCGAACCAGAACAUCGUCGUGGCAAUUGGUGCGCUGUCGCACGGAAAGGAUGACUUUGCUGAUGCGUAUGUCGACGAGAAAAUCGGCAUCUCCGAGUACCCGCUCAGUGCCUCAGUUGCAUGUGGUAAGCUCACCUGUGCGCUGGAGGACAUCUGGGGCAUUCUCUAA